Molecule: messenger RNA, 1512 nt
Organism: Kuraishia capsulata CBS 1993
Lineage: Eukaryota; Fungi; Ascomycota; Pichiomycetes; Pichiales; Pichiaceae
Exons: 1
Coding region: 1-1512 (503 amino acids)
Biological process (GO): tyrosyl-tRNA aminoacylation
Cellular component (GO): cytosol; mitochondrion
Molecular function (GO): tyrosine-tRNA ligase activity; ATP binding; RNA binding
Source: RefSeq, a predicted model, not a curated record
AUGAUGAUAGGAGUGUCGAGGAGGAACAUAUGCUCCCACAAGUUUAAGCUGGCAGUGCGGUGGCAGACGACGGGCUCCCAAACAGGUGCCCUGUCUGGAACUGUACAAAAGUUUCUAGGACUAAACGGGAUAGUUCACUCGGAAGCAGACUACUACUCAGAUGUACAAGAAGGUAUUUUGUCACAUCUAGAGCGUCGUGGACUGGUAUCACAGGUCACGGGGGAAGUCCUUGGGGAAUUGGUCGAAAAGAAGAAGCUAGGGCUUUACUGUGGGGCAGACCCUACAGCUAGAUCACUUCACCUAGGUAACCUGUUACCGCUGAUGAUAUUACUCCAUUUCAAUCUGCGUGGACACAACAUCACUGCGCUUGUUGGUGGAGCCACUGGGGCUGUUGGUGACCCCUCAGGAAGGGCUACUGAGAGAACGGCGAUGGCCACAGACACACGGCUCAGCAACGUAGAUAGGAUUCAGCUACAGUUGAGGCGGUUCUUUGAAAAUGGACUAGAUUAUUCAUAUUCGCGGAAUAUUUGUUUCAAGUCUGAUCAGAGUGGAAUACAGAGUUUCCGCAACAAUCACAAUUGGUGGAAGGAUGUUUCUUUGAUCCAGUUCCUGGCCGAGUAUGGUGGAAUGAUCCGAGUGAACCAGAUGCUUUCACGAGACUCAAUUCGCAGUCGUCUAGAAUCAGAGGCAGGAAUUGGAUUCAACGAGUUUACCUACCAAAUACUCCAAGCCUACGACUUCUAUCAUCUUCACGCGAACGAAAACGUCAGCAUCCAGGUUGGUGGAAACGACCAGUACGGAAAUAUCGUUGCUGGAAUUGACUUGAUAUCCAGGAUUUCAAAAAGCAGAGGAGAAAAGAACCCCAAACCGGCUUUUGGAAUGACAGUGCCACUGUUAACAACCGCAAGUGGUGAAAAGUUUGGAAAAAGUGCAGGAAAUGCUGUUUUCAUAGACAAAGAACUCACUUCUGGAUACAAUCUUUACCAGUUCAUGGUGAACACCGCAGAUGCAGAUGUGCAGAAAUUUUUAUACAAAUUUUCGCUAUUGCCUCUCAAGGUAAUUGAUGCUGUUAUAGCCAAACACGACCAGGAUAGAUCCCAAAGAAUCGCACAGAGAUUGUUGGCAAUUGAGGUGUGUGAUCUCAUACAUGGAGAUGGCGAGGGCUUCAGUAACAUGGUGAUAUCAGACUUGUUAUUCGGAAACAGGGACACGAGUUUUUCGGUGAAUGAGAUAGCCGAUGCUUUUGAAAGACAAAAUCUUUUGAUUCAUAUUUCAGGCGAGCAGUUUGGAUCUUUGUCAGUUCUGGCUCUAUUGGAGAAGUUGUACUUUGGUGAGAAGAGUCGGUCUGAGCUAAAGAAACUAAUUAAUGCUGGUGCCGUGUAUGUGGGUCUUGAAAAGGAGCGAGCAAAAGACCCUAGUGCCGUUCUUGAGAGACGCCAUCUUGUGGAAGAUCAAGUUCUAUUGAUUAGGGUUGGAAAAAAGGAUUAUAAGGUGGUGAAGGUGAGUGCAUGA